UAUACAAGAAAAAUACCAUUAUUUCCUGGAAUAAGCUCUAGCAUUACGGUUUGAAAAGAUCGUAAACUUACUUUGACACCAUGGUUGUAGCUUUCUCCCCAAAUAUGAUCUUCUAUUACCUUGCAAUACAUAGCAUCGUGUGCUUCGUUCCUUCCGAAUCGAUUGGGUUUACCUUACGACUUAUCCCCCGAUUCUCCCCCGAGUCGCCCCUUUAUCCCGGGAACCUCACCUUCGAGGAACAGCUUGAUCAAGCGAUCGAGAUAUCCAAGUCACGAGCCAAUUACAGUGAUUUCCUGUCAACCCCAGAGUCAUCAUUAUCACCGGACAACAUCCGCUUCUGGGUUCGACCCGACAACUUCUUCUAUACCACCGAAGUCACCCUCGGGACACCGACAUCUCCGCAACAGCUGCUGGUGGAUACGGGGAGCGGGCUAAUUUGGACCCAAUGUGCACCGUGCAUUAAUUGCUAUGAUCAGUCGAUCCCAAUCUUCAACCGGGAUCAGUCCAGGACGUACUCGAAAGUACCCUGUGAUGAUCCAAUAUGUGCCCGGCACAAAUGUCUUGACGGGGAAUGCGCGUACCAGAUAAAUUACGGGGGAGGGGCCGUGAGUCGAGGACUUGUAUCGAAAGAAACGUUUACAUUUACGACUAAUCAAGGCCUUGUGAGGGUGCCAAACAUUGUCUUCGGGUGUGGGGAUGAUAACCAGAGAUUUGCAUUCGACCGACGCGGGAUUUCCGGGAUCCUAGGUUUAGACAUGGGGCCGGACUCAUUGACAAUGCAGCUAUUCAAUCAAAUCCAAGGUCGUUUCUCGUAUUGUUUGGUGUACAGUAAGGCCGAGAUGACUGCCAGUAGCCCGUUGAGGUUCGGAGAGGAUACAGUCCUUCCGCCAAGACCGGACAUUCAGACAAUUAGUAUUGUCAAACAGCGAAGAUUCAAAAAUAUUUAUGUGAAGUUAGUCGAUGUCAGUGUUGGGGACAAGAGGCUCGGAUUCCCUCCAGGUACGUUCGAUCUUGAUACCAACACUGGGCGAGGAGGUUGCAUGUUCGACACGGGAGCCCUUGGCAUGUACUUCAAUCAGGGGCCAUACGAUGCCGUGAUGAAGGAAUUCGAUGAUCACUUCAGCUCCUUUGGCCUAAAGAGGGUAAGUGUCAGUAAGGACCUGAGAUACUGUUACAAUUAUCAUCCCAAGUUCCAGGCUUAUGCAAAAAUGACCCUGCAUUUCCCGACCGCUGAUUACGUUGUCGAGCCUACUUACCUGUACCUCCAUUACGAGAGGAAGGGUUACUUCUGCGUGGGGGUGUUCAUUUAUCCUGGACAACAGCAGCAGACUAUCAUCGGGUCGUGGCUGCAACAGGACAUGCGACUUCUUUACGAUCUCAACGUCGGAGUGAUCCGAUUUAUGCCAGAGAACUGUGCUGCAGAUCAAUAGAAGCGAAUGAGCCUCUUCACUAAAAGGUUGAAUUUCCAACAGUGAUGUAUUGCGUUUCGAAUGAAAUUUAAUGCAAUGCAAUGUAUUUGGGGUCUAAUAUUAUCACAAUGCCUUAAGUAAAGU
Punica granatum (pomegranate) is the source of this 1553-nucleotide messenger RNA. The record is from RefSeq and is a predicted model, not a curated record. NCBI's taxonomy places the organism in Eukaryota, Viridiplantae, Streptophyta, Magnoliopsida, Myrtales, Lythraceae.